AUGGACACCAUCGAUGCAAUUGACCCGCACCCGACUGCGCAGGUUCCCCUGCUCUCUGGCACAAGGCUCUCCCUCGUGACCGGGCUCCUGCAGGGCAAAUCUUACUACGAGCUUGGCCUGAUGUUUCAGAGGCUUGCUGAUGACGCGCAGGACCUCCCAGGCUAUCUACAGGGCUACGGUGAUGACUACAUCACGAGGCUCGAGGAGAUGAGUUCCCCGCGGUCGGACAUAUGGAGAAUACUCCACACGAUCCCUAGGCAGGUUCUCGUGUCUCUGGUUCUGGGAACAUUCGCCAGAGACUUCAUGAACAAGUCUGGCAAGCCCGACCACUACCGAGACAUGAGGGGCUUCGGGGUCUAUGCCGUCGCGAUCGCCGUCGCAGGCCGUGACGGCGCGUGGCUCAAACCCACAGAGCUAUCCAAGCUGAUAGACCAUCUCGAAAGGUAUAUCGACACGUCCACAAAGUACUGGGACCGCAAAUGCGCGGCCCCCAGGGACGCGGACGAACGCAGUGCUCGAGACUUUGUGACCAAUGUCGACAACAUGUUUGGGCAGCACGCACCCGAGAAGGGGCCUCGCUUUGUGUUGAGUAGCGAGGCCGACGUGCUAGACAGCUGGCGGGCUCUCGUCAGCAGCCUGAGGCGCAGGAGGGACAAGAGCCUUGCCAUCGACCCGUCCGGCCGCAAGCCUCUGCUGCAGGGCCCGCUGUACACCGGCUGCUCUGUCACGCUGGAGUUGCGGUCCAAGGCCUAUGACCCCCAGUCGGGAAGGACAAGGAAGCUCACAGGCGUCAACCGUGCGUAUGCCAUUAUGAUGUCCUUAAUGAUGUACAUGUCGCUCGACCCGGUCCAUGUCUGCCGGUGUGUCACUCGACUCUGGAACAGAAAGGAUCUGCCCAUCGCCGAGAUCCUGGUGGCGGCCCUUGCGAACUCGUACAUCUCCCAGGACGGCUUCAACCGCAUCGCGUGCGGCGGCGAGUCUGGGAUGCCACGGGCGAAAAGAAUCUCCAGGGCCAACACGGGCACCAGGGCUCGUUCCAAGUCGCCCGGGGGUCCCAAGACGCCCCCUGCCGCCCACGCUGUCGCCGGCGAGGAGCAGGGUGAGGAGGAUGAAUCUCUCUUUGACAGCGAUGCCGAGGAGUACGUCAAGGGCCGGGAGAGCUUCUUCUAUGACAACAUCUUCGCAUCCGUGGAGGAGCUCCGGAAGAGACAUGCCUUUGUCAAAGAGUUUUGCGGCCUGCAGCCGCUCUUUGAUGCGCCGGGGGACAACACUGUUGACAGCCUGCUGCAGCUGGAGAAUGACCUAGAAGAGUUCCAAGAGAUUGUGGACCAGAUUGAGCAUCACAAGAAGCUGUGUCUGGAUAUCAAACGAGCUGCAGAAGAGAGCAUUGAUGCCCUGAGGCAAGAUCUUGAGAUCAUGGAUCUGCUGGGGCAGCUGCGGAAUCUUCUUAACUAG
This is a messenger RNA of Diaporthe amygdali, 1455 nucleotides long. RefSeq lists its product as uncharacterized. Bases 1 to 1455 code for a protein of 484 amino acids. The transcript has a single exon. The record is from RefSeq and is a predicted model, not a curated record. NCBI's taxonomy places the organism in Eukaryota, Fungi, Ascomycota, Sordariomycetes, Diaporthales, Diaporthaceae.